ACUGUGUGCAGUUUAAUCCUCAGAGGACUCCAGCAUGAUGAAGCAGCUUCCUCUUCUUCCUCUUCUUCUUCUCUUCAGUCUCCUGACUGGAAACUCGUCUGCCUGCACAAACGCUGUCAGCAAAGUGAUCUCCACAGAAGGGACAGAUGUUAUUUUACCCUGCUCCCCCAGCACCAGAGAAAACCUCCUAAAGAAACUGUUUGACUGGAAGAAGGUCGGUCAGGGAGGAGAAACUCUGCACGAAGUCUUCAUGUACGAUUCUGGUGUUCAAUAUGAUGGUCAUUCAGGUCAGAGUGAGCAGUUUACAGGACGAGUCUCACAUUUUCAAAAUGAACUGAAGCACGGAAACGCCUCCAUCAUCAUCAGGAAGACGAAGGUGAUAGACAGUGGAAGUUACACCUGCUAUUUUCCACGUCUACAGCCUCGUGAAGAAUUCUGCAUUGAGCUCAUUGUUGGUGCAUCACCAAAGCCAACUAUUAGAACACUUGAUCAAACAAACUCCUGGGCACGGCUGCAGUGUGAAGUUCAUGGAGCUCAUCCAGAACCUAAAGUGGAGUGGAGGGACAGUUCUGGAAACAUCCUUCCUGCUGAGGAGCCUCAGGUUUUAAAGAACGGAGAAAGCUACGACGUCACUGUUAACGUCACUGUGACUAAAACAGACCGCUAUCGCUGUGUAGCUACACAGGAGGAGAUCUACCAUCAGAUUUCUGCUGAAAACCUUCUGCAUAUCAGUGGUACAGCUACAGAGCCGUCUGUCCUCAUUCUUUAUCAAACAAAGGACUGGUCUCUGUUAGGGUGUUUAGUUCUUGGAGCUUUCCCUAAACCUCUCCUCCAGUGGACGGACAGUUCUGGAAACAUGGUCCCUGCUGCAGAGCCUCAGGUCUCAGAGAGAGGAGGCAGCUACGACGUGAUCCUCCAGACUACUGUGAAAGAAUAA
Molecule: messenger RNA, 937 nt
Organism: Trematomus bernacchii (emerald rockcod)
Lineage: Eukaryota; Metazoa; Chordata; Actinopteri; Perciformes; Nototheniidae
Product: butyrophilin-like protein 1
Exons: 4
Coding region: 35-937 (300 amino acids)
Source: RefSeq, a predicted model, not a curated record